UUUAUAAUAAAAGUCAUCAAGCAAGCGGUGCCCUCAGACAACCUUCUGUCCCUUUUUAUCUUUAAACAACUAUUACAUCCUUGAAAGGAUGGAGAAGAAUGGAGGAAAACCGCAUCGGCAGCAUUAUUGGCUGGUUUCGUCAGCGUUUUGGAAAACAAAUGAAUGAUUUGGACCAAGUCAAACCAUGUUUAUGUUCUCAGACGUGCUCCUCCAGUCACUCCAACGCCAGCAGCUCCGUCUGCUCACCUUCCUCCUCCUCUUACUCCCUGAAAUCCUCCAUAUCAGCCAAGCCGUCAACCUCAGAUCAGCCUCUGCCUUCUGUGCUUUUCUCAGCCUUCCGCUCCUCUCUCAGAUAUGACGUUUUUGUGUGUCAUAAUGAUGAGGACAGUGAUCUAGCACAGAGUCUGACCUCUUUCCUAGAGCACCCGUCUAACGGACUGCGUUGUUACCUGCAGGAGCGGGACUGUCCAGUAGGAGGUGCUGUGUCCACUGAGCUUCUGCAAGCAGUGCAGGACAGUCACUGCUGGCUGUUACUCAUCACUCCAAACUUUGUGAGGGAUGAUUGGUGCUUAUAUCAGAUGCACCAGGUCCUGUCUGAGGGGCCCAUGUCACAGAGGAUCAUCCCGGCUGUAGUAGACAUGCCCAGGUCAAAGCUCCCGCUCGAACUGCGCUUCCUCUUUACUGUGGAUUUGAAUAUGAACAAAGAGUUUGGCAACACUCAAGUCUACAGGGCGGUACUUCAGUAUUUGAAGGACAUGUCUGAGAAGGAAAAGUCCAGCAAUGCGUCUCAGUCAGACGGCUGAGAACAGACUCAAAGUAUCAACAUUCAUUGUAUUGACCGCAAUGACAAUACUCUUCACUUCCAAGAAGUGACAUCCAAACAAGCCAAGGUGCACUGUAACUCCACAUGCACCAUAUCUCCGUGUAAUGUCUCAGAGUUCUCAAAAUUAAAAUGAAAGGUGACUAAUGUCAAAAUUGGUCAGUCUAACCAUUAAGCUGGUCAUACAUAUAUACACAUGCACUACCAUUCAAACAUUUGGUGUCAGUAAGAUUAUUGUAAUGUGCCACAUUUCAUAUUAUUAUCAGCAUUGAAAACAGUUGUAAUGCUUAAUAUUUUUGCAGAAACUGUGAUGUAUUUUUGACAUUUGCUUUAAUUAAUAGAAAGAACAGCAUUUAUUUGAAAUUGAAAUUUUACUGUCAUAUAAAUUUAAUGUCUUUGUUGAUUUUUUUUUUUAAAUAUUAAAAAUAAGCGCAUACUUGUAUACUUGCAUUGCUGUGUAGAAACUAUAUAUUAAUAUCUGUGAUGUUUAUGAUGUUUUUGCACUGGUUGUUUCAUUAAAAUAUGAUACCUAUAGUAAGAGUGUCAGCCCAUACUUUUCUGAAGAUAUUUAUGUUGUGUUGAAUAUAUCUUGUGAAAUGAGCCCUAGAUGGCAACAGAAAUUCAUAGUACAUGAGCUCAAACAUGAUGGGGCAUAUGUUUCCCUUUCUGAUUUUAGGUCA
Molecule: messenger RNA, 1500 nt
Organism: Labeo rohita (rohu)
Lineage: Eukaryota; Metazoa; Chordata; Actinopteri; Cypriniformes; Cyprinidae
Gene: tirap
Product: toll-interleukin 1 receptor (TIR) domain containing adaptor protein
Exons: 5
Coding region: 99-803 (234 amino acids)
Biological process (GO): signal transduction
Source: RefSeq, a predicted model, not a curated record